Molecule: messenger RNA, 897 nt
Organism: Didymodactylos carnosus
Lineage: Eukaryota; Metazoa; Rotifera; Eurotatoria; Philodinida; Philodinidae
Source: the annotation of a GenBank genome assembly
AUGAUUCUCUUUUCAAGUACAUCUGUUAUUUUAUCACUCACAUUUCUUUUGAUUGUUCUCUGUCAUCCUCGUCAAUGUUAUUCGGUAUCAAAUAUGCUAGUUUGUAAUUCAUGUUUAUGUGAACUAUUGUUCAGUUUAUCAAUGCUGAGUAUGGCCCUUUUUACUUAUAUGAAUGAUCAACGAGAACAACAGAUAGCAGAUCAUAUGUGUAUAUUUCGUGGUUAUUUGGGCUAUGUCACAGAUGCACUACAAAACUAUAGCUAUGCUCUACAAGCUAUUUAUCGUUAUACAUAUGUUGUUCAUCAUCAAAAACGACUCUAUCAAACUUAUCGUUUACAAUUCCUCUUCAUAUUGAUUGUAUGGAUAUUUUGUUUUCUGAGUGCAUUAGUUCUGAUGUUGAGCGAACAGAUAAAAUAUAAUUUAGAUAAUCAAAUAUGCCAAUUACCAUUGAGAAAAACAUUAUUUAAGCUCUAUAUUGGUUCGUGUGUUUAUUGUUUGCCACUGAUAAUAAUUCAAUUUGUCUAUUAUAAACUUAUUCGUUAUCUAAGAAAUAUCAGUAAUAAUAGUGGUAGUACAACGGCUAUAGGUAUAAUUCAAGCACAACGUGAAAUGCAAGUGUUAAAACGCAUUAUUGUGUUAGUUUCAAUACUAAUUACAAACGGCUUUCCCUAUUUGGUGUUUUGGUUCAUUGCUUUUGGCACAGAUCCACCGCUGUAUCAUUUUCGUAUUAGCUUUUUGUUCGUCGAUGUUUCGUUGGUACCGGUAAUGAUCGCAAUGUUUAAGUUCAACAAUAAUGUUAAAGACAUAUUGCUGAAGUCAAUUGCAAAUUUAAUGAGUCGAACAACAAAAUCAGGACCUAUAGCAAGCGACCAGCGAACACAACAAAAAACGUUUUAG